Molecule: messenger RNA, 8214 nt
Organism: Plasmodium adleri (nom. inval.)
Lineage: Eukaryota; Apicomplexa; Aconoidasida; Haemosporida; Plasmodiidae
Product: erythrocyte membrane protein 1, PfEMP1, putative
Exons: 3
Coding region: 1-8214 (2737 amino acids)
Cellular component (GO): membrane
Molecular function (GO): host cell surface receptor binding
Source: RefSeq, a predicted model, not a curated record
AUGGCGCCACGGAAAACUAAAGCUGUAACUGCUUAUCAACUUAGUGCGAGGGAUGUUCUAGAAGAUAUUGGAAAGCAGAUAAAAAAUGAUAUUGAUAAGAUAAAUAAUCAUAAAGAUACAUUGAAAGGCACAUUAUCAAAAGCAAUAUUUAUUGAUGCCUUGACUAGGCAAUCUGGUAUAGGAGUAAGGCCCGGUCCUUCAGAUUCUUGUAGUGUUGAUCAUAUGUUUCAUACUAAUAUAGACACUGGCUAUGAACCUGGAAGGAAUCCUUGUUAUGGUAGAGAAAGAAACCGUUUUGGUGAAAAUGCCCAAGCGUAUUGUAAUAGUGAUAAAAUAAAGGGAAAUGGAAAUAGCAGUAAUGCUACAUCAUGUGUACCAUUCCGAAGAAAAAAUUUAUGUGAUAAAAAUUUAGAAUAUUUAAAUAACAAUAAUACUGAUGAUACUCAUGAUUUAUUGGGAAAUGUUUUAGUUACAGCAAAGUACGAAGGUGACAGCAUUAUUGAUCAUCCUCCAAAUAACGAAUCUUCAGAGGUAUGUACUGCCCUUGCACGAAGUUUUGCAGAUAUAGGAGAUAUUGUAAGAGGAAGAGAUAUAUUUAAAUCUAAUCCUUCAAUAGAAAAAGGGCUAAAAGUAGUUUUUGGAAAAAUAAAUGAGGGCUUGAAGAAAAAUCAAAUUAAUGAUUAUAAUGAUAAUGACGGAAAUUACUUUAAAUUGAGAGAAAAUUGGUGGAAUGCGAAUCGAGAUCAAGUAUGGAGAGCAUUAACAUGUGUUGCUGGACAGUAUGCUAUAUAUUCUACGCAUUCAAAUAAUAAACAAUUAUUUUCGGAAGGAAAAUGCGGCCAUGGUAAUGGUCGCGAACCCCCCACAAAUCUUGACUAUGUCCCUCAAUAUUUACGUUGGUUCGAGGAAUGGGCAGAGGAGUUUUGUAGGAAAAAAAAAGGUAAGUUGGAAAAAGUUAAGGAAGCAUGUCGUAAUGAGUCAAAGAGUUUAUAUUGUAGUCUUAAUGGAUAUGAUUGUACCAAAAUUAUUUGGAAAGAACAUAAGUUUUAUAAUGAUAGUAACUGUACUAAAUGUAAUAAUGAAUGUCUUCGUUAUGAAAAAUGGGUAAAGGAUCAAAAAACGGAAUUUGAAAAACAAAGAGAUAAAUAUGAAAGCGAAAUAAAAAAAUACAAUUCAUCACGAAUAAAUUCAAAUAAUAGUUUUAAUGAUCAAUAUUAUAAGGAAUUUUAUGAAAAACUUAAAGAUAAGUAUUCAAGUGUUGAUGAAUUUUUGAAUUUAUUAAACAAAGAAAAAAAAUGUAAAAAUAUUGUUGAAGAAGAAGGGAAAAUAGAUUUUAAUAAUGUUGUGAAUACGACAUUUUCUCGUUCAGAAUAUUGCCAACCAUGCCCUGAAUGUGGGGUAAAAUGUCAAAAUGGAUCAUGUAAAAUAAACUUUGAUGGUGAUGGGAAUUGUGGGGAACCACAGAACUAUGACCCUCCUACGGAUGCCGGUACUACUGUCGUUAAUGUCCUUUAUAGUGGUUAUGAACAAAAAGAUAUUUCUGAAAAAUUAAAAGAUUUUUGUAAAUCUCGAACUACGGAAAAUGGUACAAAUAAUGAAAUAUGGGAAUGUUAUUAUAAGGAUGAAAGCGAUAAUAAAUGUAAAAUGACAAGUUCAAGGCAUAAUGGUCAAAAACAUCCUAACAUUAUGACAUUUGAUUAUUUUUAUGAUUUGUGGGUUAGAAAUUUAUUAAGGGAUACUAUAAAUUGGGAAGACGAACUUAAAACAUGUAUAAAUAAUAAUAAUCCAAAGGAUUGUAAUAUUGACUGUAACCAAUAUUGUAAAUGUUUUCAACGUUGGGUUAAAAAAAAAGAAGAAGAAUGGAGAAAUGUGAAAAAACUAUUCGGAAAUCAAAAUAGAAUCCCCAAAAAAUAUUGUAAUUAUCUUAAAAGUCUUUUUGAUGGUUAUUUUUUUCAAGUUAUUAAAGAUGUUUACAAAGGAGAAGAAAAAUGGAACAAAUUUACGGAAGAUUUAAAAAAAGAAACUGGCUUUUCUAAAGCAGAGAAAUGUAUGGAUAAUUCACAGAAUCAAAUAGAUAUAUUGAUCGAACACGUAAAAGACAAUGCCACUAAAUGUAUAACAAAUAAUCCAAUCGAAAAGUGUGACACCUCUGGAACAGCUGCCAGUUCCCUCGACCCCACUCCACCACAACCCAUUAUCCCCCCAAAUCCCUGCUCUCCAUCGAGUGGUACCACUAAAACCGUGACGGAAUUGGCUGUAGAGUGGAAAACACAGGCGAAGAGUGGUGUUAGUGGUUUGAAAGCUGAUGCAUCUCAAGGAAAAUAUGAGCAUAAAAGUAAAGCCGAUGAAUUGAAGGACAGUAUAUGUAGUAUAACGAAGGAGCAUACGAAUUAUAAAAAACGUAAUGGUUAUAGGUAUGAUGGACCAUGUACAGGGAAAGGUAAAGGUCCAAGUGAAAAUGACAAGAGGUUUGUAAUAGGAACCUUAUGGACAGACGAAGACGGAAAAGUUAUAACGCACAAAGUUCUGUUACCUCCUAGACGUCGACAUAUGUGUACAUCAAAUUUAGAACAUUUACUUCAUCCUCAUGACGGACCACUUUUACAACAAAAAGGUGAAAAGAUUAAUCAUUCGUUUUUAGGUGACGUGUUACUAUCAGCAAAAUUCGAAGCAGAAAAAAUAAAGGAACUAUAUCAACUUCCAGGGGACGAACAGGGUGUAUGUCGUGCUGUACGUAACAGUUUUGCCGAUUUAGGAGAUAUAAUUCGAGGUAAAGAUUUGUGGAAAGGAAACCGUGAUACACAAAAACUACAAAAAGAUUUGGAAAAAAUAUUUGAAAAAAUUAAAGAACAUGUUCCACAAAUCCAAAACAAAUAUAAGGAUCCUGAUGAUAUAUCAAAAUUGAGAGAAGACUGGUGGGCAGCCAAUCGUGACAAAAUAUGGCAAGCUAUGCAAUGUGGAUACAUUGGUAAAGGAUGUGAUGGUACCCCACAUGACGAUUACAUCCCACAACGGUUACGAUGGUUAACGGAAUGGAGCGAAUGGUUUUGCAAAAUACAGUCACAGGAAUAUAACAAGGUGAAACAGGCGUGUUCAAACUGUAGUGGUCUUGAUAAGGAUGGAAAAUGUACAAAUAAUGCUGAGUGUACAAAAUGUAAAACAGCAUGUACAACAUAUAAAAAAGUUAUUAAUAAUUGGAAAGCACAAUGGGAAAAAAUAGAUGCUAAAUAUAGAGAAUUAUACAAACAAGCACAAAAUGGUGGUACUACUCCCUCUAGUGGUAUUUUUCAAGAUGAGAAUGAUAAAAAAGUGGUAGAUUUCUUGAAAGAUCUACACGAUAAAAAUAAUGGAAAACGUGAAGUGUAUUCUACCGCUGCAGCGUAUGUUCAUGCCACGGAAAAAUUGGAGUGUAAUAAACAAGAGUAUUUUUGUCAAAAUCCUACUAUUAAUGGCAAUACGAAUAGUGGCGACAAGGAGUAUGCUUUUAGGGAAAAACCAUAUGAAUAUGAAAAUCAAUGUAAAUGUAAGUUGCCUCCAAAGGCUGUAUGCAAAAUAGUGGAGGAAGCACUUAACGCUAAGGAAGCAAAUGGUAGAAUACAUGGCUGCGGUCCAAAAGAUAAUUAUCCUCCUUGGAAUUGUGGAAAGCUAAAAUCAAACUCAAGAGAUGGUUCUUGUGUACCACCAAGAAGAGAGAAAUUUUGUGUAAGUCUAUUAACAAAAGACCAUGCUUUUCCUAAAAAGGAAAAUAUAAGAGAAGCUUUUGUUAAGUCAGCUGCUAUAGAAACACAUUUUUCUUGGAAUAAAUAUAAAACUGAUAAUGAUAAAGCUGAAAGUGAACUAAAAAGUGGAAAAAUUCCUGAAGGUUUUAAAAGACAUAUGUAUUAUACUUUUGCUGAUUAUAGAGAUAUAUUUUUUGGAACAGAUAUUACUUCACAUGACAAUAUUCUAAAGGUAUCAGACAAUGCAAAAAACAAAUUGAAAGAAGGAAAUGAUAAAGAAGAACGUGGUUCAGAAGACGACGAUAAAAAACUUCUUAACGCGUGGUGGGAAAAUAAUCAUAAGGAUAUCUGGGACGGAAUGUUAUGCGCUUUAAGUUUUAAUUAUAGUACAAAAAAGGUUGAAGAUAGUGCCCACCAAAAUCUCAAAUCCAAAUACUCCUACGACAAACUCAAAAAUAGUGGUACCAAUAUCGAAACUUUUUCCCAAACCCCGCAGUUUUUGAGAUGGUUUACAGAGUGGGGGGACGAAUUUUGUACUAUACGUGGUAAAAAGGAAAAGGAAGUAGAUCAGAAAUGUAAUUACGAUCAUGAUGGAUGUGAAGAAAAGAAUAAAGAUGGUGAUUGUGGUAAAGCGUGUAAGGAAUAUAAAGAAUAUAUAGAAAAAAAAAAAGUAGAAUAUGAAAAACAAAAAAGGAAAUAUAAUGCUGACAAAAAAAAAAAUCCUUUACCUGAAGGCUAUAAUGAAGCAAAAACUAAAGAAGUCCAUGAAUAUUUGAAAGAAAAAUGUUUGGAUCGUCAAUCUGAUUGUCUCUCUGAUAAGUUUAGUGAUGAUAAGAAAUGGGAAAACAUCUAUGAAACAUUCGAUAUUAACAACCUUAAAUAUAAAUGUGAAUGCCCUAUACCUCCUGAACCUAGCUAUUGUGUAGAGAAAACAGCAAAAGAUAUAAGAAAAGAGAGAGGGAAAAUGUCUGAUAAUAGUUUGAAAGGAAAUGGGACAAAUUAUAAUGGUAAUUGUAAUGAAGUAGAUAAGGUUAUUGAUAACGAUGGAAAUUUUAAGAAAAUUAAUGAAACGAAAUUACAAGAAGUUUUUAAGUUCAAUGCUGAAUGUCCCCAAGAAGGAAAUAAACGUUUUGUUUUGGAUAAAUAUUGGGAAUGUAAUGAAAAAAUAUCAGAUAUAAACACAAAUUUAUGUGUUCCUCCAAGACGGAAACAUAUGUGCUUAAAUGGUUUAAGAAAUAUAGAUACUUCUAAUAUUAAUGAUAGUAAUAAUUUACUUAAAGAAGUACAAAAUGUUGCUAAAAAUGAAGGAACAGAUAUAUUAAAAAAAGUUCAAACAAAAAAUGACCUUGAGUUUCACCGAAUAUGUGAUGCUAUGAAGUAUAGUUUUGCCGAUUUAGGAGAUAUACUUAGAGGAAGGGAUAUUUUGUUAGGUAAUGAUAAUAAAAUAGAGAAAGAAUUACAAACGAUUUUUUCACAAAUACAAAAUUCAAAUGGAGAUUUUCAAAAAAAAUAUCCUAGAGAAAAUGGAGAUACCAAAUAUACUAAAUUAAGGGAAGCGUGGUGGGAUGCAAACAGAAAAGAAAUAUGGAAAGCUAUGACUUGUGCUGCUCCUAACGACGUUAAACGUUAUAUAACAGAAGAUGGAGGUGAUUUUAUGCGAUUAACCCGUAUGCAAAGUAAAUGUGGACAUAAUGAUGUACCUCCCGAUUAUGAUUAUAUCCCUCAAACUUUAAGAUGGAUAGCUGAAUGGAGCGAACAUUUCUGUAUGUAUCAAAACCAUUUAUUGGAAACGAUGAAAUUUUGUGAGAAUUGUAAGAAAAUCAAGGACAAAAAUGGAGAGUGUAAACAGACAAAAUAUGCAGCUUGCAGGGAAUGUAAAACAAAAUGUGAAGAAUAUAGGAACUUUGUAGACAAUUGGAAAAAACAAUUUGAAAUACUGAACGAGGCGUACAAAGAAAUAUAUACCAAAGCUACAAGUAAGGGAGGUACUAGUAAUGGUAUUGAUGAAAAUACUAAAAAUUUUGUAAAAAAAUUGAAAGACAAAUGCAAAGAUAUUGAUACUGCAGAUAAAUAUCUUCAAAAUGGAAGUGAUUGUCGAAGAUUUAAAUUUGGAGAAAGUGAUAAGGGUAAUAUAAAUUAUGCUUUUCAUACAGAACCUCCUAGGCAUAAAGACGAUUGUGAGUGUGCAAAAAAUUUUGAUCCAUUAGAUGAAUGUCCUGUUGAGAACAAACAUUGUGAAAAAUAUGGUACAGGUAGUUGUCAAAAAAAAUCUCAGAAAGAUUUGGAAGAAUGGAAUAAUUAUUUUGUAAAAACAAAUAUAAGUAAACGUGAAGCUGUAAUGGUCCCUCCUAGAAGAAAGAAACUAUGUCUUGGUAAUUUGAAAAUACUACAUCAUGGUCGAUUAAAAACAAAGGAAAAAUUUAAAGAAUCUAUUCUUAACGAUGCAUUCGACGAAGCAAAAAAUUUAUGGGACCUGUAUUCUACUGAUCAAAAAAAGGCACUUGAAUCAAUGAAAUAUAGUUUUGCAGAUAUUGGUAAUAUGGUAAAAGGAGAUGAUAUGUACGACGAUGGAAUAUCGGACAAAAUAAAAGAUAUAAUUAAUAAAAUAAACAGUAAAAUACCACAUGAUGCCGAUAAAGUUCAUAGUCGUAAAUGGUGGGAAGAAAAUAAAGAAAAGAUCUGGAAUGUUAUGAUGUGUGAAUAUAAGGUAAAGGACAAAAAAGAUGAUAAUUGUCCAUCACAUGAUAACAUAGAUAAAGAAAAUCAAUUUUUACGGUGGAUGAAGGAAUGGGCCCAAUAUUUCUGUAAAGAAAAAAUAAAAGAAGUAGAAAAAGAAAUAGAUCAAUGUAGAAAAAAACUUAGGGACGAAGGAUAUUCUCGUGUUGAUGAUAUUCAAAAUGGUCCUUGUAAAUCAGUAUUAGAUAAAUAUGAAUAUUUUUUCCAUAACAAAAGUCUUGAAUGGACUAAAUUAUCUGAUAAAUAUGAAUCAGAUUAUUCAUCACAGUAUAAAUCUAGUUCUUCCUUAAUGCCAACAAGUGUUGAACAGUACUUAAGUAAACACUGUCCUGAAUGUAACUGUAACUUUGAUCAAAUAGAACAAAAAUAUCAUAAUAAUGGUAACGCCAUUUCGGUAUUUGAAGAUAUAUUGCAACAAAAUAAAUUUAAAAAAGGAUCAGUUAAUAAUCUAGAUGAAGAUAUUCCUUCUCUACCUCCAGCAGCACCUGAACAGGAUUCAGACAAAGUUCCUUUAACUCCACCAAAACCUGUACCAAAAGCUGACAUAACACCACUACCAAAUGACCAACCAACAAAUACUAAUAUUUUGACAUCAACUAUCCCUCUUGGAAUUGCUUUGGCCUUGAGUUCUAUAGGGUUUCUUUUCCUGAAGCGUAAAACUAAAACUUCUCCUGUGGAUAUUUUCCGUGUUCUGGAUAUACCACAAAAUGAGUUUGAUAUCCAUACAACAAAAUCGUCCAACAGAUAUGUGCCCUACAAAAGUGGCCGUUAUGCUGGGAAAACAUACAUUUACAUGGAAGGAGAUGAAUCGGAUGAUUAUAGUUAUUUUCGUGAUAUAUCUUCAUCGGAUAUUACUUCUUCAUCAGAAAGUGAGUAUGAAGAGAUGGAUAUGAACGAUAUAUUUGUACCACAUACAACAAAAUACAAAACUUUAAUUGAAGUAGUACUGGAACCAACAAAACGACACGGUGAUAAAUCUAGUGAAACAUAUAUCAAUAAACUUACGGAUAAGGACUGGAACGAACUAAAACAGGAAUUUAUAUCCAACAUGUUACAAGAUUCUCAAAUGGAUAUAUCUAGAUUUAAUAUAAAUGAAACUACUUAUAUGGAUACCGCACCUAAUAUUUUAGAUAUUAAUCCUCAAGAAAAACCAUUUAUUAGAUCUGCUCAUGAUAGAGAUUUAUAUAAUGAUAACGAAAUUACCUAUAAUAUUUUAAAUAAUCAUAUACCAAUUUAUAGUGACAAUAAUGUGUAUAGUGGUAUUGAACUAAUCAACGAUUCGUUAAAUGAUAAUAAUAUUUAUGACGAAUCAAAUUUGUUUAAUAAGUGGUUAUAUAAUCAUAAAAAUAUGUGUGAUAAAUGGGAUAAAAUUGAAAAAGAGGAAUUGUUAGAUAAAUUAAAACAUGAAUGGAACAAAGAAAAUAAUAAUUAUAGCAAUAUCGGUGUUAUUAGUGACGGUAACACAUACAAUAGUCAAAAAGAAAUGAUGAAUAAUGAUGUUUCUAUAGAAAUAGAUAUGGAUGAUCCUAAACCUAUAAACCAAUUUACAAAUAUAGAUAUCUUCCCUAAAAAAUCUACUAUGGAUACUAUCUUGGAUGAUCUGGAAAAAUAUAGUGAACCCAACUAUGAUAUUUAUGAAGAUGAUAUCUAUUAUGAUGUAGAUGAUGAUAAAACAUCUGUGGAUAUUAAUAAUAUGGAUAAAGUUGAAAUGAAUGCAAAUAAUAAGCAGAAGUUACUACAAGAGCAAUAUCCUAUAUAG